Molecule: messenger RNA, 929 nt
Organism: Ricinus communis (castor bean)
Lineage: Eukaryota; Viridiplantae; Streptophyta; Magnoliopsida; Malpighiales; Euphorbiaceae
Exons: 1
Coding region: 120-698 (192 amino acids)
Source: RefSeq, a predicted model, not a curated record
AAACAUUAUAAAUCGAUAAACAGAGUUGCACUCUUCACAAAAAUAAACCAACUCACAUCAAACACAACAGCACACACAAAAAAGGGGAAAAGAAAGAAUCGGAUAAAGAAAAGAAGGAAAUGGCGAAGAAAACAAUCACCAUGAAAUCACUAUCUCAAGAAGUGGAUCUUGUUUUUCUCGAUGAGCAACAAGAGCCUGAUCUUUCUUACUGGGAAUUUAUUAAUCAAUCCGAUGCUGAUGAUUCAGAUACUGAAUCUUUGAUUAGUCUUGAAAACGGGUUUGUUUCUUGGUAUACUUUAACCCCAUCUUCACCAGCGCCGCCACCACCACAGUCCCCAAACAUUAACCAAGGAAUUGAAGCCCAAGUGAUGAUUGAAGACCAAUAUGGUUAUAAUGAUGUGAAUUCUUGCAAUGAUCAUGUUGGUUUUUAUGGGGGUUAUCAGCCUGAGGCAGGGUCUAUUAUUUAUCAUGAUGAUGAUGACGAAGAGGAUUACGAUGAUGAUGAUGUUGAUGUUGAUGGAUAUGGGCUGGAUGAUGAAUUGGUGCCAUGGAAUGUGAGUGGGAAGUUAGGGAGGCAGAGAAUGAGGAAAUUAGGGAAAAGGGUUUUCUCAAAAAUGGGUAGUUCAAAGAGGAAUCCUUAUCUGCAUGUGAAGGCAGGUGCUGUUCAUGGAAAGCAUGGAUUGGGGUUGAAGGCUUGAAACUUGAAGGUAAUUUGUUCGGGAAAAACUAUUUCAUCUUGAAAUGGGUAUUUUUUCCAUUCAAGAUUUCGGUUGGUUGGUUGGAUGGAUGUAAGUAAUGAAAUUCUGAAAUUGUAAUUAGGCUUGAUUCUGGCUUAAGGUUAACUUUAGGUUAUGUUACUGGAUAACAAAAUGUGAUGUUAUUUUGACUUCUUUAAAUCUUAAUGUUCAUAAGUUUCUUUUGCUUGUGUC